UGGAGUAGGAAGAGAUCUCUGUAACUCUGACUUACCACAAAAAUUAUUAUUUAAAAAAAAAAGAACUCUGAGAUUCUUCCAGUGAAGGUUCAUUGCGCUUUUUACUCUUUUUCUUUUUUGAAUUAAAUAAUACGUAAAUUCAGAGAAAAACUCUGCGGUAUUGCUUUUUAGAAACAUUUUCUUUACAGCAAAGUCUACACUUCUCUAACCUCACACAUGUUCUUCAAACAACUGUGCUCAGUUUUGAACCUAGAAUCUUUCACCUUGGAAUCUCAUUUCUGUCUUGUUCCAAGUUCCAAGACCAAUCUGAUGUGAAUGUAGCAGGUUCAAGCUCACAUGAGAUUGAGUUCAUGUCCAAGAACUGCAAAAAGAGCUGUCUUGAAGGAAGAAGCAGAUGGCUGUUUAAUUUUGUGAAGACUGGAAGAUAAAGAGUUAAUAGUGGUAGUUAAUAGUACACAGAUCGAAGUUAAUUUCAGAGACACAAAGUGACGUCGUUUUUGCGCGUUUUCUCUUGCUGUAAACGCGUUUCAAGUUUCUUUCGGUGCUCAAGCUCACAUUUUUUGUUGUAAGAAAGCUAUUUUUUUGGAGGGUGUAGGGGAAAAUAGUGUUUUUUGGCUGUGAGAUUUGAGGAAAAUAUAGCGGUUUUUUAGUAGGAUUUGUUUAGAAUGGAAGUGGAUAAUAACAAGGAAUUGCGUUCAUUGGCUUUAACGCCAACAUGGUCUGUUGCUACUGUGUUGACCAUCUUUGUGGUUGUUUCUUUGCUUGUGGAGCGCUCAAUCCACCGCCUAAGCAAUUGGUUGCGGAAAACUAAUAGAAAGCCUUUGCUGUCAGCUGUGGAGAAAAUGAAAGAAGAGAUGAUGCUGCUUGGAUUCAUUUCACUCCUUUUAACAGCCACCUCAGCCACAAUAGCAAAUAUCUGCAUUCCAUCAAAGUUUUAUGAUAGUAAAUUUGCUCCAUGCUCCAGAGCUGAGAUUGAUGAAGAAACUGAAGAUUUAUCUUCUGAUGGCCGUAAACUGUUGACGAGUUUUCUUUUUCCUCAUCCAUAUAGGAGAAUGUUGAAUGGAUUGAAUCAGAACACCUGCAAAAAGGGGUAUGAGCCAUUUGUUUCAUAUGAAGGUCUUGAGCAGUUGCACCGCUUCAUCUUUGUCAUGGCAGUCACACAUGUAUCUUACAGCUGCUUAACUAUGUUGUUGGCAAUUGUGAAGAUUCACAGUUGGAGAUUAUGGGAGGAUAAGGCUCAUAUGGAUCAGCAUGAUUGUUCAACUGAAAUUAGAGAGAUGACAAUGCGGAGGCAAACUACCUUUGUCAGAUAUCACACAUCAAAUCCUUUAGUCAGGAAUGGUUUACUUAUCUGGGUGACCUGCUUCUUCCGGCAAUUUGGACGUUCAGUUGUUCGUGCUGAUUACCUUACUCUUCGCAAGGGCUUCAUUACGAAUCACAACCUCAGUCCAAAAUAUGAUUUUCACAGCUAUAUGAUUCGUUCUAUGGAAGAAGAAUUCCAAAGGAUUGUUGGUGUGAGUGGCCCCCUGUGGGGUUUUGUUGUUGCUUUCAUGCUGUUCAACGUUAAAGGGUCUAAUCUCUAUUUCUGGAUUGCCAUCAUUCCUAUCACUCUUGUUCUCCUUGUGGGCACAAAGCUACAGCAUGUGAUUGCGACCUUGGCAUUGGAGAAUGUUGGCAUAACUGGAUUCUUUGCAGGAGCAAAGCUGAAACCAAGAGAUGAACUUUUCUGGUUCAAUAAGCCAGAACUAUUGUUGUCUUUGAUUCAUUUCAUUCUCUUCCAGAAUGCAUUUGAGCUGGCUUCAUUUUUUUGGUUCUGGUGGCAGUUUGGCUAUAAUUCAUGCUUUAUUCACGAUCAUUUUCUGGUCUACUUACGACUUAUUUUGGGAUUUGCUGGACAGUUCCUCUGCAGCUACAGUACCCUGCCCCUCUAUGCAUUGGUUACACAGAUGGGAACAAACUAUAAGGCGGCGUUGAUUCCACAAAGGAUUAGGGAGACAAUCCAUGGAUGGAAGAAAGAAGCUAGGAGGAAGAGAAGGCACGGUCUUUUCCCCGAUGAUUCAACUAUACAUACAGACACAAGCACAGUGAUGUCGUUAGAAGAAUAUGAUCAUCAAUUGAUCGAUAUUCCUGAAACUGCCCAUGGCACUGGCAAUGAAAUUGAGUUACAACCUCACAACGAUUCUACAACUCGCCCACCAGUUGCCAACGAGACAUCAAGCAGAAUCGGUACACCUCUCCUUCGACCCUCAGCAUCUAUUUCUUCAACGGCUACACCACCGGGUUUUCUAACAGAAGGUAUUUCAAGAUCAUAUUCUAUGCCCGCUAGAAGAGAAUGAUAGAAUAUCGAGUAUCGACGAAACAAAAUAGAAAAAAGAAUACAUGUCUUGUGUACUUAGGCUUUAAAUCGAACUGGGAAAGCAGCAGGUAUAGUUUCUGUCUAAAGCACUCAACAAUUUUUCUCUUCCUCUCUUUCCCAGAUAUUACGGCAGGUUAAGGGUCAUUUAGAAUACUCCUAGGAUAUAAGUUGUAACUACAAUCUUGCAAAUACUGAAAUGUAACAUAUAGUGGUAAUUAUACAAGUUCUUAGAUUCCUACA
Molecule: messenger RNA, 2596 nt
Organism: Pistacia vera
Lineage: Eukaryota; Viridiplantae; Streptophyta; Magnoliopsida; Sapindales; Anacardiaceae
Product: MLO-like protein 11
Exons: 15
Coding region: 666-2336 (556 amino acids)
Biological process (GO): defense response
Cellular component (GO): membrane
Source: RefSeq, a predicted model, not a curated record